AUGGAUGAAAAUCCUCGCCCACUGAAGAGGCAGCGCAUACAGCCAGAGCCGUCGAUGUCUGCAGUGACCGACGACACUGGCUACUCUUCUGACCUCACCACUCUCCCGCCGAGCAGCGACCCCGCCCUCCGCGCUGUGUAUACCUCUCCCCCUCUCAAGCACCAGCUCUCUCAGCAGCCACUACAGUCUCAAGAAGAGCUCAAGCCCCUACCGCCGGCAGUUUUGCUCGUUAACCUACCCGCGCUGCUCGCGCACCCGCCGAACCACAAGUACUACGUGCACUCGCUCGUACUGUCGUUGUCUGCGCUGCGGAAAUGUUUGGAGUUGCCUGCGUUGCUGCCGGACAUCGAGUGUCGCGCUUGGACGGGACUGGCGGAGCUUGGGAUGCGGGUAAUCGCAGGGGGACUCAGCCAGAGCGAGGAGUACGGAUGGGCGACGGGGAUCGAGGCUGAGGUGGAGAAAGCCCUAAGUCGAGGGUCAAUCAUUGCACAGAAGCACCCUUCUCUACGCGCAUACAAGCACCAGCUCGCCCUCCUGCAGGCCCAGCUGUCUCAAUGGCAGCACAAGACCAAGUUCGCGCGCAACCAAAUCCGGAAUUUCAUCUCGUCACUCAUGUCGUCGGAUCCGCCGCAUAUACGCUACUCAGCGCAGCUCGCCCUCAUCACCCUCCUCACCACACCCAAUGCUGCACACCAGACGAAAACUCAGCCCGAGAAGGUGCAGAACCGCACGCCGCCCUCGUCUCCCCAACCUAGUGCACAGGAUGUGUAUGCAGCCCUCUCGGUUGUCCAGGAGCUCGAGGAACGCGCCGUGGCAGACACGCACAAGCAGGUGGCGCUCCUCGCCCGAGUAUUGCGCCUUCGCAUUCUCGUCGCAGCAGGAAUGUGGCCAGAUGUCUGCGCCGCGAUCCAAAAGGGUGAGGCCGCGCUUGGGCUUUCGUACGAGGCGGCUUCAACGCCCAAACCUCGCAAACCGCCACCUUCGCAGGGUAAGGGUGCUACCCAGACGCAGCAGCGACCUCCUGCGCCAGAACAGAUGUUCAUCAUGUUCGAAGACGCGUUCGAGGCGGCGAUGGCCGUCCAUCUGCUCAUGCUGUCGAUUGUGUACUACACGCAUGCCGGGGACGCAGCAGAGGUGUCUCCAAGACUGUCACACCUGCACGCGCUGCUUGACUCGGAUGUCUUGGACAGGUUCCCGGACGGAGCUAUUGAGAUCGCGCUUCCAACGGGACCGUCGUUGGUCGUGCAAGUGACACAUCCACGCAUCCUUUUCCUGCUUGCAUUCCUUGUCAGCAGCGCCUCCAAGCGGGACGCUGUCGGGAGAAAGCCCAAGCGGAAAGUGUUCGCCGCCGAGGGGCUGGCCACUUGGGAUGCGGAGGCAAUUCGCGAAAUCUCAUUCUCCACUUGGGCAAGUGCCGGAGACAUGCAGGAAGUCGAAGAACGUCUUGCGAGAAUCAAGGCUGACUUGCUCUCCGAACUCAUCGCAGUGUCCACCAUGCGCAGCGAGUUCUCUAUAGCAGAAGAGAACCUGAACAAUCUCAUCGCGCAUACACGCACGUACGAGAUCUUCCCUCUGCUCGCCGCCCGUAUCGCGCUGCACCACGCGCACCUGGCGCAUGCGCUCCUACAGCCCGCGCGGGCGCUCCGAUGCUACCGUGCCGCCGCACACCACGCAGAACGCGGAAGCUUCGUCCAUGUAGCCGCGCUCGCAGGGGAAUCUGCUAUAUGCGUCGGCGUGUCUCGACGCAUGAGCCGCCUCGGCGAAACAUGGCGAGAAGGACUCUCCGAGCUGGACGAAGACUGGCCGGAGGACGAAGGCGUGGAGGUCGACGUGGAGAGAGGCAUGGAGGUCGUGAAGAUGUGUCGAGGCAUGGGCGGUUCGCUGGAGGCAGUCGCCCAGGUACUAGAGGCGUCCUUCACGCCGGAGAUUCUCAAAGCGAAGCAACAUCUAAAGCAAGCACUCGAGUUGGCGACGAAGGCACAGGACAACCACCUUCGUGCGCUGGUGCUCGCACUCAUCGCGGCGCACUACCUACACACCGCCGGAGACCACGCACGCACGAUGCUUCAGACGUGCGAGCAACUCGCCGCUGGAUUAGGUGCGCCGCCAACCAAGGGCACAGGCGCAACCCAGAACGCGAAGAGCACUCCGGUCGUAGUUGGCAACGCGCCCCUCGGACUGUGGGUGGGCGAACGGUUCCUGGAACUCUUCAAGCGCGCCGGGAAGGAGGCGCGCGUCCAGAAACAGACCGCCGUCAAUGCCCAGCUGACGAAGGCGGUCUCGGAUCUUGCGCGAAGAGACCUGCCUGCGCUCGCCAAGACGCAGGUGUCCGCGCCUUGCCCGUGA
Molecule: messenger RNA, 2346 nt
Organism: Trametes versicolor FP-101664 SS1
Lineage: Eukaryota; Fungi; Basidiomycota; Agaricomycetes; Polyporales; Polyporaceae
Exons: 10
Coding region: 1-2346 (781 amino acids)
Biological process (GO): maintenance of mitotic sister chromatid cohesion; mitotic sister chromatid cohesion
Cellular component (GO): SMC loading complex; chromatin
Molecular function (GO): double-stranded DNA binding
Source: RefSeq, a predicted model, not a curated record